Taeniopygia guttata (zebra finch) is the source of this 3488-nucleotide messenger RNA. NCBI's taxonomy places the organism in Eukaryota, Metazoa, Chordata, Aves, Passeriformes, Estrildidae. The record is from RefSeq and is a predicted model, not a curated record.
GGGCUGCGGCUCCGCGGUGCCGGUGCCCCCCCGGGAUGGAGGGAGAAGCCCCCCGACCCCGCCACCACCCUGGGGGGCUCCGCAGGGCACGGGGGGCACCGGGGGUCGGCGGUGCCCCUCCCGGGGCAGGCCACGGCAGCGCUGCCGGGGUCCGGGCUCCGGCGCGUGUGUCCCCCCGGAGCAUCCCCGGGACCGGCCGUGCCCCGGUGGGGGGGUCACAGCCCCGGGGGCGGCCCCGGCGCGUGGCGGGGGAGGGGCUGGCGGCCGCCCGGUGCCCACGUGGUUUGUCGGUGUCUCCGGAGCGGAAGAAACGGCGGCGGGGCCGGGGCUGCGGCGGGGACCGGGAGCGGCGGCGGCGGCGGGACCCGGCGGGGCGGGGACGGAGCCGCAUCCCGGCGGGCGCCGCCGCAGCGCAGCAGCAGCGCCGGCAUUUGCGGGCCUCGAGGAGGGGCCGGGAGCGCGGAGGGGGCGCGGGGACCCCGCCUGGACCCCGAUGAGAGCAGCUCCGGCUCCCGCCGAUCCUCUCACGGCCGAUGUCCGGAGCUCCCGCACCUGAGCCACACCUGUGACACGUCUGUGACACGCCUGUGACACGCCUGUGACACGCCUGUGACACGCCUGAGCCCGCAGCCCUGCCCAGCCCGCGCUGCUUCGCCCCGCGCCCGGGGCCCGCUGCAAGGCAGGACAUGGACUCCAUGUUCGAGGACGACAUCAGCAUCCUGACGCAGGAGGCGCUGGGGCCGGACGAGGACUGGCUGGACAGCCCCAACACCGACCUGUCGGGCGAGAUGUGCUCGGCCUCGCACUUCGCCCUCAUCACCGCCUAUGACGACAUCAAGAACCGGCUCACGGCGCUGGAGAGGGAGAACUCCACGCUCAAGCGCCGCCUCAAGAUGUACGAGGUCAAGUACCCCCUGAUCGGCGAGUUCGGCGAGGAGCACAUCUUCUCCCUCUACGAGGCCAAGGAGAACUCGCUGCUCAAGAGCGAGAAGGCGUCGCUGCAGCAGCAGCUCAACCAGUUCCAGCACGAGCUGCAGAAGAGCAAAGAGCGGGAGGAGCAGCUGGAGGAGAUGAUCCAGGCCUACGAGAAGCUGUGCGUGGAGAAGGCGGACCUGGAGACGGAGCUGGCAGAGAUGCGGGCGCUGGUGGAGACGCACCUGAGCCGCAUCCGGAGCUUGGAGCAGCAGCUGCGGCAGCGCGACAGCGGCGCCUUCCCCGGGCUGGGCGGGCAGGAGCCGCCGUUCAUCGCCCGGCACCCCAAUCCCGGCCUGAGCCACGUGCUGGACCGCGCCGGGGGCUGGCAGAGCCGCGGGCUGGAGGCCGAGCUGGAGGCGGCGCGGCAGGAGAACCAGCGCGCCCAGCACCGCGAGGAGCAGCUCAAGGCCGAGUGCGAGCGGCUGCAGGCGGAGCUGGAGCACCUGCGGGACACCCGCGAGCAGGAGCAGUCGGAGCGCGCCAUGGCCUGGGUGAAGAAGGUGGGCGAUGACCAGGUGAACCUGGCGCUGGCCUACACGGAGCUGACGGAGGAGCUGUGCCGCCUGCGGAACCUCAGCGCCCUGCAGAGCCAGAUCCUGCGGGCGCUGCUGCAGGAGAAGAGUCCCAGCGGGGGCCAGCGCCACUCGCCGCUGUCCCAGUGCCACUCCCCGGCGCAGCAGCGCCGCUCGCCCGCCCCGCAGUGCCCGUCGCCCGGUGCCCCGGGGCGCUCCCAGUGCCAAUCCCCCGCGCUCCAGCGCCGCUCGCCGGGACCCCCGAGCCAAUCUCCGGCCCAGCAGCGCCGCUCGCCAGCCCCGGGCCCGUGCCAGUCUCCGGCCCAGCAGCGCCGUUCCCCGGUGCCACCCUCCAGCCAGUCUCCAGCCCCUCAGCGCCGCUCGCCCGUGCCACCACCGCCACCGCCACCAGCCCCGUGCCCAUCGCCACCCUCGGCGUCGCCGCACCGCCUGCCCGGCGAGAGGAUGGAGCUGGCCUAUGCCAAACCCUCGAGCCGCCACAUCAAGGCCGGCUUCCAGGGCCGCCGCAGCUACUCGGAGGUGACCAACGUGGCCCUGUACCAGCAGAGCCGCUCGCUCUGGCUGCAGCCCGAGGCCUCCACGCUGCCCAAGCACCGGCCCUACGGCGAGGUGUACCUGGGGGGCGCGGGGGCACCGCUCAGCGCCCACGGGCCCUUCGAGGAGCACGUCCGCUUCGACAAGGGCUCCUCGGAUGAGGAGGAGUGGGCGCUGCCCAGCCCCCCCAGCCCCGAGGCCGGAGCCAUCCGCUGCGCCUCCUUCUGCGCCGGUUUCCCCGCACCGGACGCCGACGCCGCGCACCGGACGGCGGCCGCCUACGCCCGGGCCGAGCACGCCCAGUCCUGGCCUUCCAUCAAUCUGCUGCUGGAGACGGUGGACUCGGAGGUGCGGAGCUGCCCGCUGUGCCAGCUGGCCUUCCCCAUCGGCUACCCGGACGAUGCGCUGGUCAAACACAUCGACUCGCACCUGGAGAACAGCAAGAUCUGAGCCUCGCCCCCUCCCCACCUCUGGAUGCUGCAUGGAAACACACCGGGAGCGCCCGCCUCCCGAAAUACCUCCAAUCUUCAGUAGCUACGGAAAGACUGAGCCCCCCCGGAGCCCCCCGGAGCCCCCCGGAGCCCCCCGGAGCCCCCCAGAGCCCCCCGGAGCCCCCCGUGCCAGCUUUGGAUGCUCCGGUUGGGGUACCAGGGCCACGCCGGGCCGGGUGGUGGCCGGAGGGGACCCGGCCGUGCCCCUGGCUGUCCCCUGUCCCCUCGAGUGUCGCUGCUCGAUCUCAGGGAGGAUCCGAGGGGCCGGGGCCGGAUCCGGCCCCCAGGAAGGAGAUGAGGGGAAGGGGCCGCCCCUUCCCCGGCCCGGGGGGUCAGAGGGGGGCUCGGGGUUGGCAGUGGGGGGCAGCUGCUUGUUCUCGGUCCCCUCUGCCUUGUCCCGCCGGUUCAAGCAUCUUUCCUCUCUUUUACAUUAAAAGCACCCCCUACCCCCCGAAUUUCCCCCCCCUCCCCACAACGAUGCUGCUGAGAAACGAACCCGGAGGAGCAGCAUGGACCCACCCCCCCCCCAGCCCCCCAACAUUGCACUGGGCUCCCUGGGGCUCCCCCCACACCCCCGCGUGGCGUGGGGACAGCGCAGCCCCUCAGCAGCCCCCCCAAAUCCCCGGCCCCCCUCUCCCUGCUUCAGCCGGGGGCUGCAGGCGGCUGCUGACCCCGAGCCCCCCACCCAUCCCCCCCGUCCCCCCACGUUCGAUCUACCUCAAAGCCGCCGGGACAGGGGGUCCGCAGCACGGUCCCCCCUCACCGAGCCGCCCGCGCUGCAUGUCCCCCCGUGUCACAGCGCACAGCCCCACGCAAGGCCGGGGGCUCGGCCGGGCGCGCCCCCCCGCCCCACGCCGGGACCCCCGGGACCCCCGGGACCCCCGGGACCCCCGGGACGAGGGACGCGCCCUCGCUGCCGCCACCGACUCCAAUAAAACCUUCCCAGCGCCCGAAA